Messenger RNA from Alternaria burnsii, 1827 nucleotides. RefSeq lists its product as uncharacterized. The record is from RefSeq and is a predicted model, not a curated record. NCBI's taxonomy places the organism in Eukaryota, Fungi, Ascomycota, Dothideomycetes, Pleosporales, Pleosporaceae. The transcript is spliced from 10 exons. The coding region runs from base 1 to 1827 and encodes 608 amino acids.
AUGGGACAAAACAGACAACCUGAACUCUACACAGCGGCGCUUGUACCUUAUGUAGCUGCUGCGAUUGCACUAGUCUCUCGGCUGGCUUCUCGCCGUCAGACUAGGCAUGCUUUGGUGUGGGAAGAUAUUUUGGCUGUUAUUGCCUUCUCCAACGGAAGCGCCUUUACCUUCAUUAGCAUAUACAAGAUGCGAUGGGGCCUAGGAAAGCCACUUCAAGACGUGGACAUGCCAGAGGAUGAGAUUGUGUACCAUUAUUUCUUGGACCUUUGGGUAGACAUGUGGUUCUACACAUUCUCCGUUGGGCUGUCGAAGUUCGUGAUACUAGGCUUCUACUGGAGAACCUUUUCACUUUCAAUCAUUAGGCAGCCUAUUAGAAUCCUCUUUGUCUGCUCGGUAGUUUGGAUCAUCGUCAGAGUCACACUCAUCUCUAUGCAAUGUCAACCGAUUCGGAAAUUUUGGCAUAAAGACGUCCCGGGCAAAUGCCCUCUGACACCGAUGCUGUCGCUCUUUGCAGCAAGCAUACCGCACUUCAUUCUGGAAGUUGCAAUACUGCUGUGUCCACUCAUCGAGAUCUAUAGACUUCACAUCUCAGCCGCACGUAAGAUCGCCGUGGCAGCCAUGUUUGCAUCCGGGCUACUAGUCUGCGGCUCAGCACUUGGCACUAUCAUUCAUACUGUCGCGCUAGGUAGAAAGAACAAUCAGGACCUCACUUACGAUGGCAUCGACGACCAGAUAUGGGCAGUGUGCGAUGUAAACUUGGCAUCCUUCGCAACAUCCCUCCCUCUUCUUCGCCCCAUUCUUCGCUCUUGUGGUGGCAUAUUCACCUAUCUGAGGUCAAGCGACAGGUCCAUUGCACCCAGUAAUUACGGCAAUACAAACUCCGUCCCGACAUUUGGUAAUACUGAGUCUACGAUCGAGCUUGCUGGUGAAUUUCGUGGCCACAGAGGCGAGCGCCGUGGCAGGAUAUCUGCUCUGCAUAAGGACGAGUGCGAACACGAGUGCGAGCAUGACCUGCACCACGAUGGCGAAGACAAGGUUGAGACACGAGGUGGUGUACAUAUACGCACCUUACACUCAAUACUUUCCCUGAUCGAAAUGGCUUCUCACCUCAUUACUGGCUCAUCCCGAGGAAUUGGCCUUGGCUACGUUACGAUCCUAGCUCGCAAAGACGCGUCUAAAGUUAGCAAGAUUUUCGUCGCCGCUCUCUCUGAGAACUCUGCGCUUAAGAAGUUGAUUUCUGUAUCAGCUGGUCGCAUCGAGUUUGUCCCUCUACAGGUGACGUCCGAAGAAAGUGCUAAGAAGGCAGCGCAGCAUGUUGAGCGCUCUCCGGGUGAACAGGGCCUCGAUUUUCUUAUCAAUAACGCUGGCGUUCCAAGUAACACUGAGGGUGGUAUUGAGAAUAUGACAGAUCUUACCGAAGUGCUAAACAUCAAUGUCUUUGGGGUGCAUAAUGUCACCAGAGCCUUCCUGCCGAUCCUUAGAAGGGUUCUUCAAGCCUCGGCUCAAUGGCCCUAUCUAUCAGCGAUAUUCAAGUUCCAGCCUACUCCUGCGUACAAGGUAUCGAAAGCCGCACUUAACAUGCUUACCGUGCAGCGGGCAGAAUCGCUCGAAAAAGACGGUUUUACGGUGCUUACUGUCUGCCCUGGCUGGGUUAAGACAGACAUGGGAACUGAGGCGGGCCAUUUGACUGCUGAGAGCGUAACUGGGGGUCUUAAGGUUAUCUUUGGACAUACUGCCGCAGAUAGUGGCAAGUUCUUCGUCAUCGAUCUUCCUAGCAAGGAGGUCAAUGGGGAGAAGAUCUAUGAUGGUUCUGUUCGUCCAUACUAG